CCAGAGUUCACCGUGUCCUGGACAUACUAGUCGCCAGUGCGGGACUUAUAUGUGACCGGUGUGGUAAGAUCAAAACCAUGGAGGUCUACCCUAGGUCCUCAUGGUUUUUGCUGCUUCUUGGAGCCGCCUUUGUAGCUGCUACCUUACACGAGACCCCUGACUGUCCACCAACCGAUCAAGUGUCAUGCGUGAAUGGAAUUAAAUGUAAUUCAAUCGAAGACUGUCAGAAAUCUGAAUUAUGUUGUCAAAGUCCUUGUUAUACGAAACGAUGCAUACCAAUAGGUAAAGGUCUUCAAGGUGCAGCUGAAACUGAUGGACCCACCGAAUCCGACUGCCGACCUUACAUCGAGAAAGCUCUGAAAGAGCUCGAGACUGGUGAGGUAGUGCCAGGGCAACCGGAAGACAAAGACGAAAGCAUUGAAGAUGUUCCCACCGUGGAAAUAACUGACGACUCCAGCCGCCAAGAGGAGGAUAUUGGCGGCCAAGGAGAUGCUAGCGAUGAAAUCGAAAAUGCAAACGAAGCUGACGCUCGAUCUGUUGAACAGGACGAUGAAAUUCCCGUGGAGGUAACGACAAGCGACGAAGUAUCUGCCGAAACUGACGGUCAAGCGCCAAUAGAUGGCAGUCCAGAAUCGAUCGAACAAGAGCCAACGCAAAGUAAAGAAAGCAUUGAACUAACCGAACAAGUAAGUAAAGAAGACGUAGAAGAAGAAAUUACUAAACAAGUCGUAGAACAAGUUGCCGAAGCAAUAGAAGAAAGUCGGGAAGAAAUAAACGUUGUAGGUCAAGCUUCCCCCGAAGAAGAAAGUCAAGAAAAGAGUAUAGAAAAAGAGCAUAGCCAGGAAGAAGAAACUAGCCAGGAAGAAGAAAAAAGCAAAGAAGAGAAACAAAGCGCCGAAGAAAAAAGUCUAGAACAAGAAGAAAGCAAAGAAAAGGAAGAAUCGGAAGAAAAGAUUACUGAACCUGCUCUUCAGAGUAUCGAGGAAGAAAGUAUAGAAACCCAUGGAGAAAAACCAACUGAUGUUAAUGAUCAAAACGUAUCUUCGGAGAGUGCUGAAAAGAGUGGUUGUCCUUCCCCUGAUCAGGUCUCGUGCACUGAAGGAGAUUUGUGCAGUAAUCAUCGACAUUGUGGCGAAAACCAAAUAUGCUGCGCUAACAAAUGUUAUAGAAAACGUUGUGUUGAAGGUGUAGCACCACAAGAAGAAUUAGAUGCCGAAUCAGAAUCAGAAGAAUCCGAAACUGUUCAAUUAAAAAAAGUUGUAUCUCCAACCACACUGGAAAGUGGAUGUCCAGCACCCAGCGAAGUUUCAUGCCAUGAAGGCGAACUCUGUAACAAACAUCGCCAUUGCGGUGAAGACCAAAUUUGCUGCCCUAAUAAAUGCUAUAGGAAGAGAUGCGUUCCUGGUACAGCAACAUCUGCCGAACUAGCAGACGAAUCUGAUGAGAGUGUUGAAGAGAGUGUUGAAACACCUUUAGAAAGUACAGUUCCAAAGACACCAGAUACUGGCUGUCCUGAAGCAAGCAACUUAGCCUGCAAGGGGUCACAAUUUUGCACUAAACACAAGGAAUGUGGCACGGAAGAAAUUUGUUGUCCAAACAAAUGUUACAGAAAGAUAUGUACUCCUGGUACUGCUACUGAAGAAGAAUUAGCUAAAGAAGAAUCAGAAGAAGCUUCAGAGGAACGCAAAGAUACUAAGAAAUCAGUUGAAAUUAUCAAACGAAAAGAUACUGGUUGCCCUGAAAGAGAUGAAGUGCCAUGUUCAGGAGCUAAAUGCGCCAAAAAUCGACACUGUGAAACAGGAGAGAUUUGUUGCUCAAGCAAAUGUUAUAGAAAAGUAUGUAUCACUGGGACACCGGGAUCUGAUGAAGAAGAAGAAUCAGAAGAAAUAUCUGAAGAAAAAGAAGUAGAAGCCCAUUCUGAAUCAAUCGAAGAAGGUGAUUGUCCAUCGCCUGACAAAGUAUCGUGCAAAGAGGGUCAAAAAUGUGGAGAUGACGAAGAUUGUGACGAUAGUGAAAUUUGCUGCCCCAAUAAAUGCUACACUAAAAAAUGUGUUACUGGUGCUCGAAAAGAUCAAGAACCAAGUAGGGAGCUGCAAAGAGAGAAAAGGGAACAGCCUAGAGUGGAAAUUAAAGAAGAUACUAAACCUAAAGAGAAACCAGUAUCUCCUCCUCCUCCUCCACCGCCUGUUCCUAAACCUGCUGUGGCUCCCCCUAAACCAGCUGCUGUUCCACCAUCCAUACCAGCAGUUCCGCCACCUAAGCCAGUUGCAGAACCACCAAAACAAAGCAAAACUCCAGAAAAACCAAAACCAAUUAUUGAUGUUUCCCCUCCUGAACCCAUUGUUCAACUUCAGGAAGAAAGUGUAGAACAAGAUGAAGGUCAAGGACCAUUAGUAGAGGAACUUUCAUUAGAUGCAGGCAUUCCUACAGAACUGAGGCCAAGAGAACAUGUAGAACAUUUACUCAAAUUAGACAGAGAGUCGUCGAAACUAGAGGAAGUACAAAAUAAAGUAUACGAAGAAACGCUUAAGGAAUUGAAGAAAGUAUACGAAAAUGCUAUUAAACCUCUGGAAGUGGUGUACAAAUAUCGGGAUUUGAGUAAUCGUCAUUUCGGUGAUGCCGAAAUCUUCUCAAAGCCUUUAAUUUUGUUUAUGGGUCCUUGGAGCGGAGGCAAAUCUUCAAUUAUAAAUUAUUUGCUUAACAACGAAUAUAACGAAACUUCACUUAGAACAGGUGCAGAGCCGUCACCAGCGUAUUUCAAUCUGCUGAUGUAUGGUGAUGAGCCUGAAAUUAUCGAUGGAACUGAACUUGCCGCUGAUUUUACUUUUUCCGGCCUUCAAAAAUUCGGACAAGGCUUAGAAGAACGUCUUAGAGGCGUAAAACUGCCAGCCAAGCUUUUAGAAAAAGUCAAUAUAGUCGAAAUUCCCGGAAUUUUAGAAGUUAGAAAACAAGUAUCCAGAGUAUUUCCUUUCAACGACGCUUGUCAAUGGUUUAUCGAUAGAGCGGAUAUAAUAUUCUUAGUGUAUGAUCCGGCUAAGUUAGAUGUCGGCCCUGAAACUGAAGCCAUACUCGAUCAACUCAAAGGAAGAGAACAUCAGACUAGAAUCAUUUUGAAUAAAGCGGAUCAAGUGAAACCUGAGGAGCUGAUGAGAGUUCAAGGAGCAUUGAUAUGGAACAUUUCUCCUUUGAUGUCAUCACCUCAACCUCCAGUAAUGUACACUACAUCUCUCUGGUCGAAACCUUACGAACCAUGGGCCCCUACAAGGCUCCUUCAAGCUCAAGAAAGGUCAUUUCUAAGAGACCUAAGGACUGCCGUCGAUAGACGUGUUGAAAAUAAAAUAGCCAGUGCACGUAGAUUUGCUGUACGUGUUAGAAACCAUGCCAAAAUGGUAGAUUGUUACUUAACAACAUACUACAAUCACAAAUCAGUGUUUGGUAAUCGAAAACAAGUUGCGAAUGAAAUCAUCGAACACCCUCAAAACUACCACAUAUACGAGGGCCUGUCUACAUUAACUAACAUAUCACGAUACGACUUGCCUGAUCCCGACGUCUAUAAAGACUUCUUCAAAUUAAAUCCUCUGUACGAGUUUCAACAGCUCUCUGCAACUUGUACUUAUUUCAGAGGUUGUCCAAUAAAUAGAUUGGACAUCGCAAUCGCCUACGAUCUUCCCGAAUUAAUAGGGACCUACAAAAGGAACUUGGAAGAAGGCCUGACUGCGUCGAACAAGGCGCCAGAAGCUAGUCCGAAAAAAUCGAAAAAAUCAGCUCCGGGAAGUUGAACGAGAGAAGAAAUCAAUGAAAUUAAAAAUGAUGGAAAUAAAUAAAGUAAUACGUGAGGAGUGUGGGGGGAGUUCGGAAGAAAUCACGUUCUGUACUGCCAUUAAAUAAACUGUUUCUUAACGAAGACAUGUGUGCACAUUUCUUUCUACAAUACAAAUUGACUGUACCGAUAAUGCUUACCUAGUCCGCAUUUAAAAGUUUCAUGCCUCCGGAGUGUUGUUCUAUAGGGUAAAUAAAUUUUAUGAGAGUGGAUUAUGUACAUACACUGUAGAUUAUAAAGAAAAAUCAUGUGAAACCGGUUGUACAAUUCCUUAAUAAAAUUAAAGAACUUAGGUAAACUGUGUAUAUAAAUAAUAUACAGACAAUAUUGCUCGUUAUGGUUAAGUAAGUAUUGUAUUUGUUUUCCUUGCGUGAUACAAUUUUAAAUGUAUGUUGUAUUAAGACAAUUUUAGUAAUAAGUAUAAUAAAUAUAUUUUCAUUUGUA
Messenger RNA from Sitophilus oryzae (rice weevil), 4264 nucleotides. RefSeq names its product titin. The record is from RefSeq and is a predicted model, not a curated record. The transcript has 15 exons. Gene Ontology annotation, cellular component: extracellular region. Gene Ontology annotation, molecular function: peptidase inhibitor activity. NCBI's taxonomy places the organism in Eukaryota, Metazoa, Arthropoda, Insecta, Coleoptera, Curculionidae. The coding region runs from base 78 to 3779 and encodes 1233 amino acids.